ACUUACAUACAUAACAAAUAUUUAUUAAAUAAACAGCAACAGUAUCAUUAAUAAUAAAAAGCUAUGGAAGCUAAAGUAUGGUUUUUAUAUUUCCUAUUACCCGAGAGUAAUUAGGAGAUAAAACUAGUUCAUAUUUAUGUGUGUGCUUUAUUUGUAAUACUAUAGUAAUUUCGUAGAAAAUGGUGAAACUUUCGUAGUACGUAAUAUUUAUCAAGGCUACAUUAAAAGCAAUUUCGGUACUUUGAUGUCUGAUAAUUUUGGCGGCGCCCUGAUCUCACGUACUGGAUCUCGAGCUAUAACCUACUGUUUACGUGAGACGAAUCCAUAAUGACCUCUUUCGAACAUAUCAAAUAUUUUGCCUGACUAAAAUCGAAACAUUUACCUUAAGUAACAUGUUUUUCCAAUCAGGAUUUUAGGCAGGUACCUACGUUGUAUGUAUUUCUGUGCAAUUCAUUGAAUUUUAAAUACUGUAUUUAAAGUGGAUAGGUACGUACCUACCUUGCUUUAUGUAAGGUCUGUCCGUUUUUCCAAGAUCAAGUACGCUUGAAUUACGCCAUAGGAAAUUUAGGACGAACUUGAACUUAGAAAUCGGACAGGUUAUCUAAGUUAUUUAAAAUAUGGGUAGUUUAGCCUAGGUUGAGGUGCUAAAAUAUCCAUGAGAUAAUAUGUAUUUAAAACAAGUGUGUUAGAUUUGCCAGUUAGAUAUCAAAAUGGAAGGUCACUAUGUUGCAACAACCAAUUAAUACCAAUCAGCAUUGCACAAAAUGUAUCCUAUAGACUUCAAAUCACAGAUAUUUGUAACUGCUUAAACUAUUUGUUUAUCUUGUGAUACCCUACAACAUUUAUGUGUAUGUGACAUAAAAUAACACAGCAUAAUUUUAUUUUAAGACCCCAGUUGCGGGUCAGCAACUGCACCGUUAAGCACUAAUGGCUCGUAUGCAAUAUGGCUUAAAGUUCUGUUGCCGUUCCCACGCUGAAACUAACCUCGCACGCUGAUUAUACUCACAAAGUUAAGUAAUAAAAGACUACAUUAUAUUCCACAGCGAGCAUUUUGGUAUUCGGCGUUCUGUUAAAAGCUUUUGCAUUACUUACUAAUAUUGGAGCGAAAAGGAGUGCCCGGGACAAGUUCGGGGGUGAUAUAAUUUUAUCUCGGGAUUGAUGCACAAUUCCCGCAUUUCAUUAGAUAUUUAUGCCGCAGUUGCAUUUUCAAACAGCAGAGAAUAUACCGGUAUUUUCACUGGGUUUAUUUAUGGCGUUAAUACCUAACACGAACAACGAUGCAGACAAGUCAGGGUUUUGUUGUAAUAUUUGGUCGUGGACUUAUACUUACUUUACUUUUUUCCUGUUAAUCUGUAGCCAAACUGCGGUUAAAACCAGUUACUAAUAUAAUUUGGAGAGUAAAAUAAAUAAUUAUUAUAGGAUAAUCUACUCAAAUCUACCUAGUCCCACAGUUAGUUCAAUGAGGCUUGUGUUGUGACUACAAAAUACUUAAGUGUGUAAAUACAUAAUAUAGAAAUUUGGAAUACGAUAUAAGACCGAAAGUAACUCUGUAUACUUAUGUCAGUUAAGAAAUAAUGAGCAUUUUGACCCUUAAAAUGGCGCGAGAUAGCAACAGCCGAGGAAGUAAGUCCAUUUCUGCGACUUCCCUACGAAACGUGACCGAAAUGCAAAUCGUGUGUAUGCCGAGGCAUAAACACUGCGGCGAAGUGUACACGUAAUAGCGUCUAUACCUACCUAUAUGAUUGCAAUAUUGGAACAAUGUAUAUCGCGACUGUUUCAUGAAGUUAUUUUCUAACAGAAAACUCUAAAGGAUUUUGCACUUUGUAACACUAGAUUUAAGACUAAAGUUAGUACGAAUUUGAAACCUAUCUGUAGUGUAGUGGUUACACAAAACUCUACCAAAUAGUAAUAACGUCGUAUCGACUAUUUGGAGCGGCGAAGUAUGAUUGCAAAUUUCACUCACAAAUACGAGUCUCGCUUUGUUGAUGGCUGAAGUUUAUUAGUCAGUCGCGGAGUGCUCCUCGGACAUUGCUAUUAUGCAGGCCCGCCCUCCAAACCCGAAUUAAGUCAAGUAUAGAAAUUGUUGCUGUACCCACUUCACUGAAAUGAAUUUGUGAGUUUUCUGACUACUUAGGUACAUACCAAUCGAAGUGUUUGCAUAAUUCAUUCUGUUUAUUUGUUUUUUUUUGUCCUUUUUACAGAGCAGCAGGUGAUUAUUUGAUUAUUUAUUGACAAUGUGUUCACUUGUUUGUCCCCUCGGACCCUCUAACAAUUUCAAUGUCAAGUCUAUCCGGUUUGAACUAGCCAAAACGUAAUUAAACUUUUAUGUACUCGUAUUUAUGAUAAGCGACGCAAAUAGCAUACUAGUCAGUAUGAUUAAGAUAUUACUAAACAGGUUGCUUCAUCCUAAAGUGUGGGGAAUAAGAAAAUGUAAGGAAUAGCUAUAUUUAUCCAGAGACCCUAAAGACUAAUUUUAGAGAUAAGAAAAUGGAGAAGAAUCCAAGUAUAUCUUAAGCAGUUUUAAGAUUGAUAGUGUAAAAUAAAAAUAGGGAAGUUAUAAUAUCUAGAACCAUGGUAUGCAUAACCUAAUAUAUAUAACUGGAAGCUUCUUGACUUGAUAUCUACCUACCCACAGGUGAUUUACCUACUCAUUCAGAGCGACAGGCGGAAUAUUUUUGUACAAUCUAAACUUUAUUUUUAGUGUACAGUAUAGGUUUUUUAAACUCCAAAAUCAGCCAUGUUCCUAACAAGAACAAUUUUAGCUACCUCUUAUACUUAGUUUCUGUUUUUCUCUCAUUGCCCCAUUUCGAAGAAACAUUCUGUAUAGUACCUACACUUGAUAAGUCUUACUUGAAGAACAAAGCAAACAAGCAGAAAUCUGUUACAAACUAAACAGCUUAUGAACGCUCUGUUGGAACGUUGAAGAUUAAGAUGUUUGAGGUACUUUGUACCGCAUCUGAUGUUGUGUCUUAGGUACAUACAAAUCAUAGCCAGGGAACAAAUUAAAUUAUUCUAUUUAAAUGUCCUCACAUAUCUCCAACAGAUAUUUUUUUUGCUGAGCCAUUGAUUAAAUAUUUCAUUUUUAAUAUAUAUAUAUAAUUAUUUCAUUUUUUAUACCUAAAUCGGCCGCAUCCGUUUUGGCAUGUUUAUGGGAACUUAAGGUACAAUUAUUAUAGUGUAACAUGAAGUAGACCUUUUAGCAAUGUAGAAACUAAGUACUGGUUUUUUCUACUUUUGUCCGACAAUUCGUUUUCUAUAAAAGCAUCACGUGAUCACCGGCCACUUUUUGUCAUAGAAAAUGAAGUGUCGGUUGUCUCGGCUCGGACUCGGGACGUUCUAGCUCUAGCAUGAGUCAUCCUUUACAUCGACGCUCAACACAUUUUUUUUCUUACAGCAAACAAUUAUUACUGAUCCACUCGCUAGCCCAUGCACACGGCAUCAUGACUGAGAGCAACGAAGAGUUGCUCGCGUACCGGCUGACGACAGCCAUGCCUAAAACCCUGGAAGCGUCGGUCGCGCACCACGCGCUCGUCGUCUACAACCGCAUCUACUGCUCCGGAUCCUUCAUCGGUAGCAAAGUUGUACUCACCGUCGCCAGCUGCUUUCAGGAGGAGACGGACACGGAGACUAUUUACGUCAAGUAUGGAGUUAGAAAUUAUAUGGAUAGGGGACAGGUUAUUGCUGUGGUUGAAAACAAAAAACAUGAAUUUUUCCAAUACAAAAGCGCCCUAGACAAUGAUAUCGCGCUGCUAAUACUUAAGACACACGUCAAGUUCGAUGUGGGUGAGAGAAAAAGCGUUUUACUCGAGCCAGGGACUACGGUACCAAACCUUAGCUUUAUAUCGGUCACGGGGUGGGGAAAGGAGGUUGCAAAAGAUCAAGAAAAUUGUAUUCUUCAGUCGGAUAUGCAGCUGAUAGACCAGGAAGAAUGCGUAAAUACCUACUCUGAUGUCGUCACCUCCUCAUUGUUUUGCGCGAAAUAUGAUUUAAUGAAUCGCCUGAGUGACAACGGGGGCGCAGCCAUGUACAAGGGUAUGAUCAUGGGCAUCUCCUCGUACGGCGCCAACCUCGAAGACGCGCCUCACAUCGCCUUGUUCACCAACGUUUCCUACUUUUAUCAAUGGAUCAAAUUGAACACUGAGAGGCUGUUGCAAAAACAUUGUUCGCAAAAAGUAGAAGACGUAGUGCCUAAUGUGAUACCGGAUUACUAAACUGAUAUUAAAUUGUAAUGAAGUAUUUGAGAAGUGGUCUGAAGUAAAAUGACUCGUUUAUGACAGGACAGGAAGGUCUUAAUUAAGACCAAAAUGACACUCGUCCGAACAUUGAUUGUCUCAAUUCUUCUCUAUGGCUCGAAAUCAUGAUUGACUAGUGUUUCUGUAAUAGCGAGAUAAAUUAUAUUUUAACACUUUCAGUAUAAGCGCCCCAUUAUAAACAU
Cydia pomonella (codling moth) is the source of this 4435-nucleotide messenger RNA. RefSeq names its product trypsin-like. The transcript is spliced from 6 exons. Lineage: Eukaryota; Metazoa; Arthropoda; Insecta; Lepidoptera; Tortricidae. Gene Ontology annotation, molecular function: serine-type endopeptidase activity. Gene Ontology annotation, biological process: proteolysis. The record is from RefSeq and is a predicted model, not a curated record. The coding region runs from base 3348 to 4211 and encodes 287 amino acids.